UGUGCUCCCGUGAGCCUCUGCUCUCUCUUUCCCUGUUGGCGGCCGAGUUCUCUGAAAAUGGUCCGCUAUUCAUUAGACCCAGAGAACCCCACCAAAUCAUGCAAGGCAAGGGGCUCCAACUUGCGAGUGCACUUCAAGAAUACUCGCGAGACUGCCCAGACCAUCAAAGGCAUGCACAUCCGCAAAGCGACCAAGUUCCUGAAGGAUGUUGUGAUUAAGAGGCAGUGUGUCCCUUUCCGACGUUACAACGGUGGAGUUGGCAGGUGUGCACAAGCUAAGGCCUGGCGAUGGACACAAGGUCGUUGGCCUAAAAAGAGCGCAGAAUUUCUGCUGCACAUGCUAAAGAAUGCAGAGAGCAAUGCAGAACUCAAGGGUCUGGAUGUGGAUUCCUUAGUGAUUGAGCACAUUCAAGUGAACAAGGCACCUAAGAUGCGCCGACGGACCUACCGUGCCCAUGGUCGUAUCAACCCAUACAUGAGCUCACCAUGCCACAUAGAGAUGAUCCUCACUGAGAAGGAGCAGAUUGUUCCGAAACCAGAGGAGGAGGUUGUUCAGAAGAAAAAGGUUUCCCAGAAGAAGCUGAAGAAGCAAAAGCUUAUGGCACGGGAUUAAAUUUUACUCGUUUUGCAGCAAUUUCUGUACAUACAGUAAACUAUUUGAAACCA
Carcharodon carcharias (great white shark) is the source of this 665-nucleotide messenger RNA. It is a transcript of the gene rpl17, whose product is annotated as ribosomal protein L17. Gene Ontology annotation, biological process: cytoplasmic translation. The coding region runs from base 58 to 612 and encodes 184 amino acids. The record is from RefSeq and is a predicted model, not a curated record. Gene Ontology annotation, molecular function: structural constituent of ribosome. NCBI's taxonomy places the organism in Eukaryota, Metazoa, Chordata, Chondrichthyes, Lamniformes, Lamnidae. The transcript has 7 exons. Gene Ontology annotation, cellular component: ribosome; cytosolic large ribosomal subunit.